AACACGGCUAUCCCCCACCCGAUGUCCUCCGCAUUUCACGGCGGCUCGUAUGCAUGUUAUUUCGUGAAUUUGACCCUAAAGACGGAAUACGAGACAGUCCCCCGGAUUAUUCCUACAUGUGCGGGGUGUGGUUCGACUCCAGGGUUUCGAGACACCACUGAUCUGGUACUAAAUGCGCGGGUUUCUAUCUUGAGGGCUCCCACUUCCCUUGUGCCGCUAAGGCCGAACUAGACAUCACGCAUGCGCGACUGAUCUUUGUAUCGGCACUAAUAAAAUUCACCGUCGCCGACUGCUGCGAUUACUGCGUUUCGGUUAUGCCAUCGAUCUUACGCCCACUGGCAAACCUCCCUCACCCCUUCGAGUUUGGUGUCGCGAAUAAGAAUUCCACCAAGAUAAACCGAGUUGGGCUUGGUUCAACGAUUCACGAUCAUGAGUCAUUUCUCGAAUUUGUCUCGAAGAACCCCUUGACCUUAUCAAUCAUGGCAGAGAGGUAUCGUCAUAUGCUAAAGACAUCGCCCGAAGACAUCAUUAUCGUUGACUUCGAAAGUUUGCCAAUCUUUCAAAAAGGGAUGCGUAUCGUCCCGACGGAGGUCACGUUCCGAGAUGGAAAUGGGAAAGUUAUCCUCAGCGCCGUUAUUAAAGAUAAUGGGGUAAAUAAUACCCAAUUCGAAGAGAAAAUCAAAAGACUUGGCUAUACGGACCAGAGGUGUAUCGCAUCCUGCAGAAGAAUUCGAGGCAUGCCAAAUCGAGACCUAAGAGCUCCAUCGAUGACUCCGAAACAGAUUCUUCAGAAAUUACGGGACUAUGGCUUUAAUCGUUCUUCUGUGCUUAUCAUAGAGUACUCCAUCGGAUACUAUGAUCGCCAUUGCUUUGAAGACGUGAUUAUACAAGCCGGAGUAUCGCCUGACGACUUCCUUCCACCACUUUCACAGUUCUGGCCGGUGUGUUCAGAUUUUAUGCGUUGUCUACCCGGUCUAGGAACAUCCUAUAGGCUUGGAAACGUUGCAAGACUCAUGACACCAGCGAUUCUAAAUGGACUACAGCUUCACACCUCCAGGGCUGACACUUUCGUCCUCCACCAGAUUUUAAGGCACUGGGUCAAUGUGUACGGAGCAGGGGCUCCGGGUGCAUCUGUCAGAUGAAGGCCAUAAUCACUAGUUGAAGCAGAGCCUUCGAUUCCAAGCCGCCAAAGGUCUCUAUCUCUUUCGCGGCACUUUCGCCUGCGAUUCUAUGUGCGACCCAUGCCCUGCACUGAAAUGCCUUCU
Molecule: messenger RNA, 1265 nt
Organism: Exophiala viscosa
Lineage: Eukaryota; Fungi; Ascomycota; Eurotiomycetes; Chaetothyriales; Herpotrichiellaceae
Exons: 2
Coding region: 315-1142 (275 amino acids)
Source: RefSeq, a predicted model, not a curated record